Molecule: messenger RNA, 1683 nt
Organism: Vicia faba (fava bean)
Lineage: Eukaryota; Viridiplantae; Streptophyta; Magnoliopsida; Fabales; Fabaceae
Source: the annotation of a GenBank genome assembly
AUGGCCAUAAACCUAGCCAAAUUUCUCAUACUGUUUUUCACUAUUUCGAUCUGCAACGCCGUCACGAAUCCAAGUCCGAUUUCCGAUUCUCACCGUUCCGUUGCUUUACAACUCUUCGAUGGUUCCUCUUCAAGGUCGAUGGUUCCUCUUCCAGGAAGUGCCAAGGACUUCUUCAAUCAAAUUGAAUCAUUAGCUCUUCUGGAGAGCAAAAGGGUUCCCGUCCCAUUAGUGCUGUCACUUCCUGCAACAGUUUAUUCAUUGUCCAAAAAAGAUCAGCUCAAGGUUACAGUGAAUACAGUACUUGGUUCAGCCGCACCACCUCUUACAGUUAAGCUUGUCAGAGCUUUCCACGCUGAUGCUAAACAUUCUGUUGUUAUCGAGGGCAAGGAACUCCAGUACGAUCAAAGUAGUGGACUUCAUGUCAUGGGCUUCCCAGAUAAUGUGGAUGUGGGAACAUAUGUGUUUGUUUUUGAGACAGUGCUUCAUGAUUCAGGUAGUGAAAAUGAUUAUGCUAUUGGAGGCCAAAUUCACGUGCCGAUAUAUGUCACUGGCAUUGUUAAAGUUAGCAACGCAGAAAUUGCAGUUCUUGGCAGUGAUCUUGGAAGUGAUGAAACCCACAAAACGCUAGAUUUGGCUGGAACUGAUGUUGUUUCACUCUCAGCUAACCAUCUUCAAAAGUUGCGUUUUUCUUUUCAGUUGAUAACGCCUCAUGGCCAUACCUUUAAGCCUCGCCAGGCAUUGCUUAAGUUGAAGCAUGAGACAAAGUAUGAACACAUCUUUGUGGUCAGAAAUACCGGCAAGAAGUUCGAGAUUAUUCUCGAUUUUCUUGGCUUGGUGGACAAAUUUUAUUAUCUCUCGGGCAGAUAUGAUUUUGAGUUGACUGUUGGUGAUGCUGUCAUGGAGAACUCUUUCUUGCGGCCACUUGGUCAUUUGGAAUUAGAUCUUCCAGAAGCACCUGAGAAAGCAGCGCAUCUUCCCCCACUACCUUCCAGAAGCUCUUUUGAGAAUUGCUGUGAAGAACGCGAGGUUAAGAAGAAGAAUGGAAGUUGGAUGAGUAAAGUAGGCAGAAGCAAAGAACCUGAUUACGUUCCCCAUGUUGUGGCUCAAAUGAAGGCUUCUUAUUUGCAUUAUUAUGAUUUAACCGGCCAGAAUUGUAUGGACUCCUCUACCGUGAAAGAGUUUGUUUUAUUUUCUGUAAAGCUCGGGCAAAGUGAUGCUCAGGACGCCGACUAUCAGCCAAAAGACGAGCUUGCUGCUAUUGCCGUCAAAAUACCUAAAGCUAUCAGUUUCAUUAACAAUCAACAUCAUAGCAGUUGCCACAGUGAUAGUCAUGACAUUGUCCAUGCAACGGUUGUGCUCCCAGGCGGGAAAACCACUGUCAUCCAAACCUUAUUUUGCAGAUUAUCAAUUCGAUCUUUUUGUUCAGGGGAACAAACACGAUCCGUGCCCAGCAUUCAGCUUAACCCCUUAGAAAAUGGUAUGAGUUCUGUAGCCUUUGACUCGUCGCUCUCACUUUUGCAAGCAUUCGCCAUUUGCAUUGCAUUAGUUGAUAGCAAGAUGCCAUGUGAGCUUUCUGGAACAAGAAAGUCGCAAACCGAGGAACUAAAGGCUUUUGGUAAAUUAGAAGAUAUUCCUACAAGUUAUGUUUCUAAUCCACCAGUUUCUCCUGUUGGUAGGGUCUAA